Selaginella moellendorffii is the source of this 2637-nucleotide messenger RNA. RefSeq lists its product as uncharacterized. Bases 292 to 2535 code for a protein of 747 amino acids. NCBI's taxonomy places the organism in Eukaryota, Viridiplantae, Streptophyta, Lycopodiopsida, Selaginellales, Selaginellaceae. The record is from RefSeq and is a predicted model, not a curated record. The transcript is spliced from 8 exons.
GGCCAGGUGGAAGCGACGAGUUUGUAAAUAAGAAAGCUAUGGCAGAAUAAAAGUUUCUACCUGGACGGGUAGCGUCAUGGAGCGAGGGUUAUGCGCUAGGCGGUGGGAUUCUCUGGUGGGAUGGAGAGCAGCUGAUCCGCUAGCAGCGUAAGGUGAUUCUGGCAAAUCGGCGAUUGGAUCUAGCUGCCGCGCGCCGCGCGGCUGAUCGGGUAGGGUUUUGCGCGAUCGAUCGAUAUCUGGGAGCCGAUCGCGUCCACCGGUGGCGGUGCAUUUGCGCUGCUCCAGCCGAGAAUGGAGGCGGAUGCGCCUUUGGAUUGCGCUCACUUCCUGCUCACGCCCACGCGCACGAGAUGCGAGCUUGUGGUUUCCUCUGGCGAUCAGACGGAAAAGCUAGCGUCGGGAUUGCUGCAGCCUUUCUCGUCGCACAUCAAGGCGGUGAACGAGGAGAUCGACAAGGGUGGCUGCUCGAUCAAACUAGAGCCAUCUGGAGACGAUGCUGCGUCUUGGUUUACUAAAGGUACUAUGGAAAGAUUUGUAAGGUUUGUGAGUACUCCCGAAGUGCUCGAGCGCGUGGAUAGCGUGGACAAUGAACUGUCUCAACUGGAAGAAACUUUAAGCAGACACAAUGACGGUUCUGUGAGCGGACCCGAAACUCCAGUAUCUGUCAAUGGGGAAGCAUCGCAAGGCCAUCUUGAAAAUUUGCAGAAUUCUUCGGCUGGUGAACAAGAGAAUUCGAACUUACAGUUGUUGAAAGCGUUGGAAGCUCGUCGGGCAAUAUUGCAGAAGGAGAAGUCCAUGGCUUUUGCGAGAGCAGAGGCUGCUGGAUUCAGUGCGAAAAAUACGUCAGAUUUGAUGAGGUUCGCCCAACAGUUCGGGGCAAGCCGUUUAAGUGAUGCAUGUGAAAGCUAUAUGAGAUUUUGCAUGAAAAAGCGGGAAACUGAGAUAUGGUUGGAGGGAAUGCAGUCGCAUUCUCGUGGUGACGUAGAAGACGGUCCCAACUUCGACCUGACGAGUCAUUCCAUUGGAGACUUCAUUAAUGACAGUAAGGAAUGCGACAGUAAGGAAGCCGCAGCGGAAUCAGAAAGGGGCGUACAGGUCAUUCUCGAUCAUGAGGAAGCCUCGGGACGAAGGACGAGUGUUCAAGAAAAGAUAACUAUGUUCGAAAGCAAGAAACAAGAGAUCGAAGAUAGGCGUCGAGUGUCGGUAGCUGAUAUUGAACGGACAGAUACACAAAAACCAGUCUUGCGGAGGUGGAGUUUAGCUGCUGAUAAGCUUGGUAGAAAACCGUCGGAGCCAGUGGAAAAGGGAAAAGGCUUGAACCAGUCUUCAAUGGGAGGAAAGAUAAAGCAGGAAUUAGAGGGACCUGUAGAUAGCAGUCUUGUAGAAGAUUUGGCUACUGGUGCGAUUGAGAACGUGUCUACGACAGGAAACGCCGGACCGCUGUUGCAAGAGCCAGAGCCUAGCGACGAUCAAAAGAGCGUCUUGAGCGAAACACCGUCCUUGAAGGAUACGAAGGGAAGGCUGUAUGACACGUACCGCGAGCGUAGGGACGCUAAGCUCAAAGAAGGGACGUCAAAGAAAGCCGAGAAGCAAGCAAGGCUGAAAGUUAUGCAGGAGAGUCUGAAUAAAAGGAGAGCAGAGGUAGCCAAAACCUUGAGGUCAAGUAAGAACGAUCCGUUGGCCGAGGCACGACUACGAGCGGAAAAAAUACGAGCAUUCAAAGCUGGUCUCCUGGAGUUGAAGAGAGCAAAGGAAGAGGAAGAACGGAAGCGUUUGGAAGAGCUUCGCUUGCAAAGAUUACAGAAGAAAGUUGCUCCAAGCUCCCCGCAUUCAGGUGCUUCUACUCCAAGAUUACCAGCGAAAGCCACGUCGAGCAAAGGACUAUUGCCAACUUUUCAAAGAGCAAGCACAACUCAGAGCAGCAAUUCUCAGGGCAGCAGAGGCCGCAAACCCGCCCCGACGUUGGACAAUCCUAGAAAAGUCCAGCAAGAGAAACCGGAGGCCAUCGCCACGAAGGCAAAUCUGAAGAAGGACGACGCUCGCUCACAGAACGCGAGGCUGCGAAGCAUAGUUUUGAGAAGAAGCAUGCCUUCGUCGGAGGCCCUGAGGAGGAGCUCGAGCAUGGGGGCAGGCCACCGCAGGGAAAUAGGGAGACUCUCUGGGGAGGCUGCGAGCAGUGGACUGAAGUUCCUGGACGCCGCUGCUACGGACCUGGGGGACGACGAGGUUUCAUCGCCAAUGAUCAACGUAAACUGCAAGGCUGAGCGAGUCAAAGAAAAAGAAGAGGAUGGAGAUGAGGCGGCAGCAGCAGCAGCGAAGGAAGCAGAGACGCUGGUGAUCCGAGCUCCAGUGACUGCAGACGAUGAUCUUCUCCCGGCGAGAGUUAUCGACGCCGGAACAUCGUCGCGCGAGGAAAACGUCGAGCCUGGUCCUCCUGGAGCAGCAGCGGUAGCGAGAGAUGGCGGAGACUACAUUGCUCCAAUUGCACCAGUCUCGAUCUCUCCAAUGGUUGUAGUACAGACGUACAAUGCGUGAGCCUGCUUUUAUUUUUUGGUUGAAUGAAUAUUUUUGGUGCUGUCUUUUAUUAUAAUUAGUAUUGUAAUUAAUAUUAAUUUAAUGUAGAUUACUCUUUAUAUC